CAUCAAACCAACCCCUGUGUUGUUCCUCCUGCCUGCAUGACGCACGGAGAGCAGCCAGUCCGCUCGGAUCAGCUCAGCUCGGAACCGUCCGGAGCAACAUGCAGGAUGGCGAGUGUGGAGACAGCCGCCGAACACGAGCGUAUCCUGCGGGAAAUCGAGAGCACAGACACCAACUGUAUCGGCCCGACCCUCCGGUCGGUGUACGACGGUCAGGAACAUGGCCUCUUCAUGGAGAAGCUGGAUGCUCGGAUCAGGAACCACGACCGAGAGAUCGAGAAGAUGUGUAACCAUCACUUCCAGGGCUUUGUCGACUCCAUCACUGAGCUGCUCAAAGUGCGAGGGGAGGCACAGAAACUCAAGAGUCAGGUGACGGAGACAAACAGGCGCCUUCAGGAUGAUGGCAAAGACCUCAUCAGCUCCAUGGAGGAGCUGCAGCAGUGUCGAGUUCAGCAGAGAAACAUCGCCACGACCAUCGACAAACUGACCCACUGUCUGCCAGUCCUGGAGAUGUACAGCCGACUACAGGAGCAGAUGAGGGCCAAAAGGUACUACCCAGCCCUGCGGACGUUGGAGCAGCUGGAGCAGACGUGUCUACCCCGGGCUGGUCAGUACCGCUUCUGCUCCAUCAUGGCGGAGAACAUCCCCAAACUGAGGACGCAGAUCAGAGACACGGCCAUGACGCAGCUGAGGGACUUCCUGGAGAGCAUCAGGAAACACUCGGACAAGAUCGGCGAGACCGCCAUCAAACAGGCCCAGCUCCAGCGCUCUCUGGACAGCUCCGUCUCCAUGCAACCCAGGGCCCUGAUUAGCCGACGCGGCAGAAAGGAGGCAGCGGCGUCGACAGUGACGGACAGCAAUGGACAGGGUGGCAGCCCAGUGUCAGAACAAGACUCUGGCAUCCUGGACGUGGAGGACGAAGAGGAAGAUGAUGAAAUUCCCGGUGCUCAGGAUUUGGUGGAUUUCUCCCCGGUGUACCGCUGUCUUCAUAUCUACACCGUGCUGGGUUUGCGUGAUGUGUUUGAGAACUACUACAGAAAACAGAGGAGGAAACAGGCUCGCCUUGUUCUGCAGCUCCACUCUAACAUGCAUGAAACUCUGGAGGGAUACAGGCGGUACUUCAAUCAGAUCGUUGGCUUCUUUGUUGUGGAGGAUCACGUCCUUCACACCACGCAGGGUUUGGUAAACCGAGCAUACGUGGAGGAGCUCUGGGAGCUGGCACUGUCCAAAAUCACUGCUGCCCUGAGAACACACUCAUCAUACUGUGACAACCCAGACCUGGUGCUGGAUCUGAAGAACCUCAUUGUCCUUUUCGCUGACACUCUGCAGGGUUAUGGUUUCCCUGUGUCCCAGCUUUUCGACAUGCUGCUAGAGAUGAGGGAGCAGUAUGGAGAAAUCCUCCUGAAGAGAUGGAACCUCACCUUCAGGCAGGUGUUGGACCAGGACAACUACAGUCCCAUCCCCGUCUCUACAGAGCAGGAGUACAGACACUACACUUCCCAGUUUCCCCUGCAAGACCCAGAACUGGAAAAGCUUCCCUUCCCCAAGAAGCUUCCCUUCUCUGAGUUUGUGCCAAAAGUUUACUGCCAGCUCAAGGAGUUCAUCUACGCCUGUCUGAAAUACUCGGAAGACCUGCAUCUCAGCUCCACGGAGGUCGAUGAUAUGAUCCGCAAGUCCACCAACCUGUUGUUGACCAGGACCCUCAGCAACUGUCUGCAGUACGCUAUUAAGAAGAAGAACGUCGGCCUCGCAGAGUUGGUGCAGGUGAUCAUAAACACCACCCACCUGGAGCAGAGCUGCCACUUCCUGGAGGAGUUCAUAUCGAACAUCACGAACGUCCCGCCUGACACAGUCAACGCCACCAAGCUGUACGGGACCUCCACCUUCAAGGACGCCCGUCAUGCGGCCGAGGCGGAGAUCUACACCAGCCUGAAUGCAAAGAUCGACCAGUUCCUGCAGCUAGCUGAUUAUGAUUGGAUGGUGCAGGGGGGCGGGACUCAGGAUGCUAGCGACUAUCUGAUUGACCUGAUCGCGUUUCUGAGGAGCACAUUCAGCGUCUUCACCAACCUCCCUGGAACGGCAAUAGAACAUGCUACCUUGCCGGGUAAAGUUGCACAGACGGCGUGCAUGUCAGCCUGCAAACAUAUCUCCACGUCUCUGAUGCAGCUGCUGCUGGAGCCGGAGGUCAGACAGAUCUCUAUGGGCGCUCUGCAGCAGCUCUACACCGACGUCAAGGAGUGCGAGAGUUUUGCCAGAGCCGGCCCGGUCGCAGGCUUCCAGGGUGACACGUUGCUUCUGGCCUUCAGUGACUUGAGACAAUUACUGGACCUGUUCACGCAGUGGGAUUGGUCGACGUACCUGGCUGACUACGGCAAACCCACCUGCAAGUACCUGAGAGUGAACCCUCAUACUGCACUGGCCCUGCUGGAGAAGUUAUCUAAGCCGAUGAAAGAGACGAGCAGAAAGAACAACAUGUUCGCCCAGUUCAGGAAGACGGACAGAGACAGACAAAAACUCAUCGACACCAUCAUCAAGCAGCUACGCAACCUCAUUGCACAGCACCAGACCUAGACCGAGAUCUCCUCCACCACCCGCCUUCUAGGCUGAUUUCUGUCAUCUUCUCUGAUUCAAAGUGAACUGAAUUCAUCUCUUAAUCCUAAGACCAUUACUUGAUCUAUGCACCUUUAUAUCACGUCUUCCAUCACCCCAACCACCUUUAGGUCAUCUUUAUCUCCCAAAUAACCUGUCUAAAUCUCAUUGGAUAAGUUCAUACUCUGGGUAAUUUAAGCUGCUGUUUCUGCAUUAAUGCUGGGGCUGUGGCAAGUAUUUUGAUAGCUGUAUUUUCACAAAAAUAAUCUUAUAUCUGCCUUACACUCAUCAUCAUCUGGCCUCAAUUUAGAAAUACUAUAGGCUAUUUUCUCUCUGGAUUGUCUUAAUACUCCUGAGUUAUUUUCCAAGCAUUCAAAACAAGAUAAACAGAUACUUCCUCUUUAAAUUAAGGCUCUUUGCCAAAAUAGAGGAGUCUUAGGUUUGUUUGAACUGCAAGUUUAUCAUAAGUUAUGGCAAUAACAAUACAAAUCCUUGGCACCCGAUUCAAAGAACUUAAGCUACCAAAAAAAAGCAGAUGAACUGCUGUUUAUUCCGCUUAGAGCAGUUUUUUGUUAAAAUAAGGCUAAAGAUCUGAUGUGAUGGAAAUUGCAUUGACUCUCACCUGGUUUUGGGCUGUCAACAGUCUUGACAACUUUAUUGCACGUAGGUUUUUGCAAGGACUUGGAUCAAGCUUUUGCAUCAGGACCUCCCCAUCCUGUCUGCAUGGGAUGCUUUGGUUUCAGUAAAAGUCCCUAAAACUUUAGGAGAUUUUAGAAAACACUAAAUACCACCAGUCAGACUGUCCCCAAAUGUAACUUGAUUUCAGUUUUUGAGUGUCGAUACUAAAAUUGUUGUAUAUGUUAUCUUAAAUUCGCCAUGAGGUCUGUUUAUGUGCAGAAAAGGAACUCUCAAUUUGCAUAUUGGUUUGUGGAAAUUAGAUGUACCAAAUGGUGUCCAGAGUAACGACUCAUAUUACUGGAUGGUUUGGUUUAGGAUCAGUCUCUUCUUUGCCUGAAUUUCAGUUGACCUUUUUGUCAUUAUCUCACAUUUUUACAUUUCCUUUGUCAUUUUUUUGGCCCUUAUCUUCCUGUCCUCUUCCUAAAAUCUUGCUUUAUCCUGUCUAUCCUUCAUAUUUUGUCGCUGUUUGCCUUUAAAGUCUUCCUCAUAACUUUCCUCACUGUGGAACGUUUUGAAUGUACAUCAGAGGGUCGUAGCGUUUUGAAUACUUCAGUGAGAAAAUGCACUGAAACCAGCUUAAAACAGAUAGUGAUACUGCAGUAUCAAGUGUUGUCUGAUAGAGGGGGAUAUUCCCACAACAUGGCAACCCUUUUGUCUCUUAAUACACCUGUUAACACUUGAAUGGGCCACACUAAUUAUCCUGGCAACUCUAGGUUCAAUCCCACCUUCUUAAGCAGAGCCUGUUUGGGAAUAGAAAGAGGGAUGUUGACCAAACAUGGCAACCCUCUUCCAUUUCACAUUGACACUGUUGCCUGAGCUUUUCUACUCGUCGUGUGUUGAUAACUGGGUCUUAAAGGGGUUUAACGCCCUAAAACUGGCACUGAGCUUUUGUUUGUUAGCUCUGUUGUCUGUAGAGGAACUUAUUUGUACAGAGAUGUUGUACUAAUGCGAGCACAUACACUUUAGCGUCUUCCAUACACAUGUACCAGCUGUGUGUGUUUGUUUAGUUUAAGCACAGCACGUAAUUCUAUUUACACUAGAUUAUUUUCAACUAAUAUGGGUCUAUUUGUGUUUUUUUCUGCUUAUUUUUCAAACUUGGGUGCAAUAAUAACAGAAACUGCAGUGUUGUGUGUGUGAGCAUGUGUGUGUGAGUUACGGCGCUUUAUAAAGGGAUUCUAACAAACCAUGAGCAUGUGAAGGGAAUUUCCUCCUUUCUGUCCACUUCUACGUUGCCAUGUUUGAUUUGUUGACAACGAUAUUGUGUUUCUGUGAGGUUGUGUUCACGUGUGCAUGCCGGCACUGUGAAGUCAAGAGUGUUUGCAUCGAUGCUGAUGUGUGUGUGGGUAUUUUUUUCCAUCCAUCCUUAGCUGUGUAUCGUUUUUAGGUGUUAGUAAGGGAAUGGGGCCGUUGUCAUUGAAUGUGCCUUUGCUGUAUUAUGUUUGGGGUUUGUUUUUCCUGCCAAUAAAGCAGCAACACUGCAGUGUAUGGAGUCUGGACACACUUUACAGAGCAUCCAUGCUGGUUUUACAUCCCUUUACUGGAGUACAGACCGUGUCCUAAACCAGCGGUUCCCAACUGGUCUAAUAUAAGGACCCACAACCAAUUUCUUUAUGACAAAUCAUAACCCAAGUUCUUAAAUUUUUCAAUUAAAAACCAAAUAUUUUCAAUAGAAAAUGGUGGAGUUUGGACUCUAGAUGAAAAGGAACAAAAUGGAGACAGCUUUUUCAAAAUAAAAGCCCUUUUUUUCCCAGUCAUAUUGGCAACCCACUAAUAAAUAGCCUCAAAACCCACUUUUGGGUCUUUGGAAUAGGGGUGCCUGAUUAUCAUUCUGGCUGGUUAUUGAGGCCGAUAUUUGACAUUUUUCUAAUUGUCAAUAUCAGCAUUUUAUUUUACUUUUUCCAAUUUAAUAUAACACAAUCUGAUUGACUAUGAGUACUAGCUAAUCACCGCUUAGGCUUGGGUGUGCACAUGACAGCACUUCCUGUUUACCUGCUUUAACCUGCUGAUAGAGCUAGGGCUAAAUUGUUCGUUUUUCUUCAUGCAAUUUUAAUUUUGCCACAUUAAGUAAAUUUUAUACAUCAUAAUGAAUUAAUGUUGAUUCCAAAUAUUGGUUGCUGGUCUUGUGAAUUACGAAUAAUUAGCUGUGAUAUCGGCCCAGAAAAACCGUUGUCAGUUGACCUCUACUUUUGAGUCCUAAAGUAUUCACUAGGUACUACUACGAUCUCAGUCGGGUACACCAGACACUUAACUAGUAGUUAGUAUGCUGUUGCAACAUGCCUAAUACCCCAUCAUUUCUGCAUCACAUGGUUUAAUCAUCAACAUAUUUCCAGUCCAAGCUUCACUGGCUAAGCUAGCAACAAGCUAGUUUGACCUUCAGUUCGUAAAGAGAAUUAACCAUACAAAGCAGAUGGAUUGGCCAGAUUCCAUGUCUAUCAUCAGACAGAUCAAUCUUGCAAAGCUUCAAUCUGAAAUCUUUGUUCCUGGUCAAAGGAUGACCGGACAAAUCUGUGUCAUUUAAGAAGGACGAGGCAGGAGCUAUGGAUGUUGUUGAGUUGUACUGCAAGCCUGUAAAGACAUUAGCAUGGAUGCAGGUAUAACAGCAGCUUUAUCAGAAUUAGAAAACACCGCUUUAAAAGAUCAGGGCAAAGAAACCGCACUGAAAACUUAGCACUGAGGGUUUAAGUGGCCAACUGGCUCCACUGAUAGUUAACAAGCUUAUGCGGUGGUGCAUGCCCACUACAUUAUGUUUUUAUUUUAUGUAGCAAACAGAACGUUUGUCAAAUCACCUUUAGGGAUUUCUUUUAAAGGUUCUGCCACUCCCAAAUACCAUCUAUGGGCUGUUACCCAGAUGGAUGAGAAAUAUGUCCCAUGCAGUAGAUAUCUGAAACAAUCUAUCUGGCAUGUCAGGUUUAUUAUGAAUUCUGGCCACUCUGGUGUAGGUCUUUUGCUGUUGACAGUAAGCUGCUAUGCAUCUUAGUCAUCAAUUACAUCCUAUUUUGGAGCAAAACAAGGAAGAGGAAGGAACCAAGUAGAAUUAACUCGCCCAACUCAAAUGUCUCGAAUAAGAUGAGUCACCUUAAAGGCGCUGACAAACAGGAAAUCUGUGAGGAGUGGAGGCAUUUCUCUAAAUACACAGGCAGCCUUGAUGAUAAUGGUGCUGUCCUUUGUUUUAUUUCUCAGUAAAAUGUCAAAAUUGGCUCAUCAGAAUACACCAAGAGGCCUAAGUGAGGACUCCUGUUUUCAUCAUCUUGUUCAUUUGAAAGACCUCAGUAAACAGGGUCUUGGUUGAAGUGGUGAUACUGACGUUUGCAAAGGUUAGCUUACUCCCCGCUUCCGUCACUUAACAAUUUCUCAAUGCCCCAGGAUUUGGGGGCAUCUAAGACUGACAUUUCAAGCUUUGAAACUUUCCAUGUACAAAAUGAACACUACACUUUAUGGACUGGAGGAUUUAUUAAACACUAGCACCCAAUGACUAACAUGCACAUUUUGCCAGCCAGGUUGGGGUGGCACUCAACGGGACAGUUGUGUAAUGCUUUUGUAAAUUUAUUUUGUUUAAAAAAGAUAGGUUAAAAAUUUAAAAAAAAUUUUAAAAAAGGUUGAUAAUGGCAAAAAAAAAAAAAAGGUGGGAAAGGUGGUGAAAUUGAAU
Messenger RNA from Cheilinus undulatus (humphead wrasse), 6910 nucleotides. RefSeq names its product exocyst complex component 6B (gene exoc6b). Gene Ontology annotation, cellular component: membrane; exocyst. The record is from RefSeq and is a predicted model, not a curated record. The coding region runs from base 37 to 2568 and encodes 843 amino acids. NCBI's taxonomy places the organism in Eukaryota, Metazoa, Chordata, Actinopteri, Labriformes, Labridae. Gene Ontology annotation, biological process: intracellular protein transport; exocytosis; Golgi to plasma membrane transport. The transcript is spliced from 24 exons.